AUGUUUAUUAUCAUACUUUCUUACUCAUCAUUGAAGGGAGAGCUUGAGAAACACUUUCAAGUGUGCACAAACAAAACAUUCGGCUUCAAACGACAAAUCACAAAUCAAGAGCGCUGUGAACAGUUUUUGCGGAAUGCAAGAUUACGAGAGAAGCGAAAGCGCGAGACCGGGGAAAACACAGAUGGAUCGCCAGCACUCAAACGUUUCCGACAGUACGCCGGCCCAAUUACCAUCGACAACGACCUACUGCCAAAUAUCGCACCCAACGAACACCAUCAGAUUUCCGAGUCUACGCGACCAUUCGAGCGUAUUCCCAAGUUUGUGUCGGAUAACGCAGGUGACCCUGCUUUACGUCACUGCGACAUCAUGGUUCUCGCAGAUGAAGAACCUGGAACGGAUGCUCAGCCACAUUGGUAUGCUCGCGUCAUCGGGAUUUUUCACGUCAACGUUUUUACGUUGGACCCGACUCGUCAACAUCAUCAAAUGAAGCUCGGAGGAUGGAUGUUCUAUGAGUUUGUUGGUUUGAGCGAUUCACAGCCCGUCGUCUGCCUCCGAAUCCGAUUGGAAUUUUUCGAUGGGAGUGAGGAUCGCGUGUUUGGAUUUUUGGACCCAAAUCAAGUCACUCGAGCCGCUCACCUCAUGCCUGCAUUCUCGCAAGGGCGUACUCGAGAACUUUUGGGUCCUUCCAUAGCGCAUAACGAGAAGGAUGAAGAGGAAUGGCUAAAGUACUAUGUCGGCAUGUUUGCUGACCGUGAUAUGAUGCGGCAUCUCGGUGGGGGUAUAGGACACAAAGCGACGUAUGAUUCUGUCCCUCCCACACCCGCACAGGAUCUUGCUAUGGAGGAUGACGACCAACCCGGAGAAGAUGAUAACGGGGCUGAAGAUGAGGAUAUGGAGGGGGUAGAGGUAACGGGGGAUAUCGGAAGUGGCGAGGAUGAUUAUGAGAGCGGCGAGGGUUCAUCAUGUGCUGGGGAGGAGGCUGACUAUGGGUACGAGGACGAAGAAGGCUCUGAGGUUGAUGAGGAGAUGGAAGGCGAGACGGAAGAGGUUGACGAGUUCUCCGAUGACGAGUCUGACGGCUCUGCAGAGUUGUAA
Molecule: messenger RNA, 1095 nt
Organism: Laccaria bicolor S238N-H82
Lineage: Eukaryota; Fungi; Basidiomycota; Agaricomycetes; Agaricales; Hydnangiaceae
Exons: 4
Coding region: 1-1095 (364 amino acids)
Source: RefSeq, a predicted model, not a curated record